Messenger RNA from Pteropus alecto (black flying fox), 2202 nucleotides. It is a transcript of the gene SMYD1, whose product is annotated as SET and MYND domain containing 1. Gene Ontology annotation, molecular function: protein binding; histone H3K4 methyltransferase activity. The transcript is spliced from 10 exons. The record is from RefSeq and is a predicted model, not a curated record. Gene Ontology annotation, cellular component: nucleus. Bases 88 to 1560 code for a protein of 490 amino acids. NCBI's taxonomy places the organism in Eukaryota, Metazoa, Chordata, Mammalia, Chiroptera, Pteropodidae.
GGGAUGCUGAAGGUGCUGAAAUAGCCGCAACGACAAGCAACUUGGCUCAGUGUUAAAUAUCUACAGUGCUGCCUGAAAGACCAUGAGAUGACAAUAGGGAGAAUGGAGAAUGUGGAGGUCUUCAUUUCGGAUGGCAAAGGCAGGAGUCUGAAGGCCACUAAGGAGUUCUGGGCUGCGGACAUCAUCUUCGCUGAGCGGGCUUAUUCUGCAGUGGUUUUUGACAGCCUCGUUAACUUUGUGUGCCACACAUGCUUCAAGAGGCAGGAGAAGCUCCAUCACUGUGGGCAGUGCAAGUUUGCCUAUUACUGUGACCGUACCUGCCAGAAGGAUGCUUGGCUGAACCACAAGAAUGAGUGUUUGGCCAUCAAGAGAUAUGGGAAGGUGCCCAAUGAGAACAUCAGGCUGGCUGCACGCAUCAUGUGGCGGGUGGAAAGAGAGGGUACUGGGCUCACAGAGGGCUGCCUGGUCUCCGUGGAUGAUCUGCAGAACCAUGUGAUGCACUUUGGGGAGGAGGAGCAGAAGCAACUGCAGGUGGAUGUGGACACUUUCUUGCAGUACUGGCCACCCAAGAGCCAGCAGUUCAGCAUGCAGUACAUCUCGAACAUCUUUGGUGUGAUUAACUGCAAUGGUUUUACACUCAGUGAUCAGAGAGGCCUGCAGGCAGUGGGUGUUGGCAUCUUCCCCAACUUGGGCCUGGUGAACCAUGACUGUUGGCCCAACUGCACCGUCAUAUUUAACAAUGGCAAUCAUGAGGCAGUGAAAUCCAUGUUUCACACUCAGAUGAGAAUUGAACUCCGGGCCCUGGGCAAGAUUGCAGAAGGAGAAGAACUGACAGUGUCCUAUAUUGAUUUUCUUAAUGUCAGUGAAGAACGCAAGAAGCAGCUCAAGAAGCAAUACUACUUUGACUGCACUUGUGAACACUGCCAAAAAGGGCUGAAGGAUGACCUCUUUUUGAGGGUGAAGGAUGACCCAAAGCCCUCUCAAGAUGUGGUAAAGGAAAUGAUACAAUUCUCUAAUGAUACGCUGGAGAAAAUUGACAAGGCUCGCUCUGAGGGUUUGUACCAUGAGGUUGUGAAAUUAUGCCGAGAGUGCCUGGAGAAGCAGGAGUCAGUGUUUGCUGACACUAAUCUCUACAUGCUGCGGAUGCUGAGCAUUGUUUCAGAGGUCCUCUCCUACCUCCAGGCAUUUGAGGAGGCCUCUUACUACGCCAGGAGGAUGGUGGAUGGCUAUAUGAAGCUCUACCACCCCAAUAAUGCCCAACUGGGCAUGGCUGUGAUGAGGGCUGGGCUGACCAACUGGCAUGCUGGUAACAUUGAAGUGGGGCACGGGAUGAUCUGCAAAGCCUAUGCCAUUCUCCUGGUCACACAUGGACCCUCCCACCCAAUCACUAAGGACUUAGAGGCCAUGCGGGUGCAGACAGAGAUGGAGCUGCGUCUGUUCCGCCAGAACGAGUUCAUGUACCACAAGAUGCGUGAGGCUGCCCUGAACAACCAGUCCAUGCAGGUCAUGGCCGAGCCCAGCAAUGAGCCAACACCACCUCUGUUCCAUAAGAAGCAAUGAUGAUCUGCCUUGUGUUGGGGGCACCAUGGCUGGGGAGCUGGGGAGACUUUCUGGAGGUAGUGGGUUUCUUGGGAUGUCAUUGAUGAAGAAGUCAGAGUAAUGCUCAACCUUGUUGCUAUGGGAAUGUACUACCCAAAAUAAUACUUUGUUCUCCAGUAUUAUUUUGGUUCAUUUCAACUCAGCUCAAUUCAACUUAACUCAUUCUACAGCCCAACUCAUCCUACAAAUAUUUAUUGGGUGGUAGGCCCUAGAGAUAAGGCUCCAAAAGUAGCUGAGAAGGCAAAAUGUAAACAAACAAUUAAAGUGUUAUGUAAUAAUAAAUGCAAUGGUAAACUAUAUGGAGAGAGUGGAUGAGAUAAAGAACACGUGUCUGAUGUGUGUGUGUAUGCAGUAGAGAAUAUGAAGGGAAUGACUUCUGAGCUGAGGGUGGCAGGUGCCUGGAGUCUCAGGUGGCUGCUUACCCAUAUGUGUAAGAGUCUCUGGGUCUGCUGGUCUUACCCAUGGUCUGGAAUAGUCAGGAUUUAGCUGACUAGGAUGGGUGAUGUCCAGUUUCCUCAGGUAAGUGUGGCGUUAUAAAGAAGGGGCUGUGUUUGGACCAUUUAGCUUCUACUUAAAGAACUGAAAUCUUUUCAGAAUGGUGCA